This is a messenger RNA of Parasteatoda tepidariorum (common house spider), 5585 nucleotides long. RefSeq names its product organic cation transporter protein. NCBI's taxonomy places the organism in Eukaryota, Metazoa, Arthropoda, Arachnida, Araneae, Theridiidae. Gene Ontology annotation, molecular function: transmembrane transporter activity. Gene Ontology annotation, cellular component: membrane. Gene Ontology annotation, biological process: transmembrane transport. The record is from RefSeq and is a predicted model, not a curated record.
UCAUUUUAUUUAGCUAGCAAUUUAAGAAAUAGUGUUUUCUAUUCAAGAUAAGAAAAUGGAAAAUAUAUGCAAUACUUGCUGAAUUCAUGCUUAAAAAAGAAUAAAUUGUGAAGUAUUUCUCUCUAUUUUGAAAAUCCCUGUUGGAACUUCAAUAACAUUAAACUAUGUUAUAAAACACUAUGUGGGUUUCUAAACUAAAGAGGUGACAAGAUGCUACCAAUUAACAGUUGGAAUUGAUCAUACAGAUGCAACAACUAUACCGAAUAAGUGACUUUUAAUAUUUCCAAACAGUCAUCAGAGACAAUCCAAGAUGGAUUUUGAGGACAUUUUACUUGACGUGGGUGACUACGGAAAAUAUCAACAAGGCCUCAUAAAAUACUUCUUAAUACCCGCUGCAUCUCUUUUACCAUGGUUUACUAUGAAUAUUCUUUUCAUGGUCUCCGUACCUGAUCAUUGGUGUAAUGUGCCAGAACUUGUCUCAUCUAAUUUAAGCAUUUCUGAUCAAAGAUCUCUCAUUAGUCCUCCCGGAGAUAAAUGCCAUAUGUACAAUAUCAACUUCACGGACUUUUUGAGUAAUGGAAGUUAUAUUAUUCCAGAAAAUACUACAACUAGGCCUUGCAAUCAUGGCUGGCAAUAUGAUAACACUUACUGGGAUACCACAGCCUCGACAAAGUGGAAUAUGGUGUGUGACGACGGUCAUUAUAACAGUCUCGUUUUGACUCUGUUCAAUGUUGGAAGUAUCUUAGGAACUCCCAUCUACGGGAUGCUGUCAGAUAAAAUCGGACGAAAAAUAACGUUCUUCAUCACCAUUUUUGUCACUGCUGUCACUGCAAUAACUUCAGUCGUCAUGGAUAACUUCAUAGCAUUUAUUGUCAUCAAAACAAUCAACGGGAGCCUCAUGCCAUCUGUUUUUCAAUUACCUUACAUUAUUGUUUUGGAACUCGUAUCUCCAGAAAUGAGAACAAGAAUGAACGGACUGGUAAAUUGCUCGUGGACUGUUGGUCUCUGUUUCUUGCCUCUUCUAGCUUAUUAUUCCAGAAGUUGGGUUAUCUUGGGUUUAGUGACAUCAUCGGUAACUCUCAUUUAUGGAUUGUAUUGGAAAUUUCUCCCUGAAUCUCCCCGUUGGCUUGUUUCUCAAGAAAGAUACGAAGAGGCCACAGACAUCAUGAUGCAAAUUGCUAAAAAGAAUGGAAAACAACAGGAUGAAAGUGUACUCUCACAAAAACUCAAGACAAUUGGAGAGAAAUUGAAGAAAGAGAAAACUGUGGAUGGCGUUCAAAACUCAUCAUUAGAUCUCCUUCGAUAUCCGCAGCUCAGAAAAAAGUUUCUAAUCAUCACAACAUGCUGGAUGGCAAAUAUAAUGGCAUAUUAUGGACUACAAAUCAACGUGUCCAAUCUUGCUGGUAACGAGUUCAUUAACUUUUUUCUUCUGUCACUGGUUGAAGUGCCAGGGUACAUGGUCAGUUGGGUUUUCAUGGAAAAAUUUGGCCGAAGAUGGUGUUCAGUUGUGGGAUUUUUGCUGAGUGGCGUAGCAUGCAUGCUACCAUCAAUUGAUUUACCUUACAUGGAUGUAGUAUGUUCCAUGAUUGGUAAAUUUUUUGCUGCUGGAACGUUCAUGGCUACAUAUCAACAAAGUUCAGAACUAUAUCCUACUGUUAUCAGAUCUUUGGGAAUGGGAAUGAGCAGUACUAUAGCCAUGGUCGCAACACUUAUUGUCCCUUACCUGGUUUACUUGAGUGUUUAUGGCAAAGCUAUUCCUUUUGUGAUCAUUGGGUUGAGCUGCAUUCUUUCUGGUCUACUAGCAUCUCUCCUUCCAGAAACUCUGAAUGAAAAUCUACCGCAAAGUAUAUUUGAAGCUGAGGAAUUUGGUAGAUCUCAAAAAUUCUUUUCCUGGAACAGGCGAAGACGAUCAGUAAGUAAAGAACGACGAGCUUCCUUUGGGUUGAAAACAAAAGGAUUUGAUACGAUUUGCGGAAUGGAAGAACAUGACUCUAAACAGCAAAGAUCUUCCCAAAUAUUUACGAAUAUUGAAAUGGUGCCCGGCAUCGAAAACACCUUAAUGGUAUCUGACUCCAUUAAAGGCUUGAAUGGAUCCACUAAAAACAAUUCAAUUCCAAAUGAAACAGAAAGCCGUCUUAACGCCAUCAACAAUUUUACGUCAAAUGAUCUUGGAAAUGUUAUUGCGCCCAUUCCAAAAUCACCAAACAAUCUUAAUCCUUUGAACGAUAAAUUAAAAAACUCAGCUAUUGUGUCAGAAACAGAGACGGAAAAUGACGAGGUUCAAGCGGGUUUCAGAACAGACGCUUCAAAUUUAAAAGAGGACAGAGAAAAGUUUUCGUAUGUAAAUGAGGUGUUUGAAACUAAUGACAAAACAGAAAAUGUGAAUAAAUUAGAUGCAAAAACUGAUGAAUCACCAUCAAAUCUUCAUCAUCGUGAACUGAAAAGUGGAAAGAUAAAUGAUUCAAACUCCAAAGAAAACUUUUCUGAUGAAGGAUGAAAUGAAGUAAAAAAAAAAUGAUGAUUAAAAAAAACAACCAAAUAAUAUAAAUUUUCGUUGUGGUGUAUAUAGAACGCUGAUGGGGAAGCAGCUAUCUGAAAAUUAGAAUAAUUGUUAUUUUUCAUUUUAUUUUAAAUUUUUGCUGGAAAUGUUAGUUAUUGAGCGAAAGCAAAAUGAAAGAAAUUUCAAGCCUAAAAAUUAUUUCAAUGUCAUCGCAUUAAUAUUGUUCAGGAUUAUCACAAUAAAUGACCAGAUUUGAAAUAUUUAUAAUUUCGGAGCUAUUUCGCAUUACAAUGUAUAAAAGAUAUACGAAAUAGAAGAAAAAUAUACCGGGUUUCUUCUUAUUUAUUUUCUAAAGUUCAACGCGUGGUUCUUCUGUUAUCCAACUAACAUCUAAUCUGUAGCAAUACACAUUAUGCAAUUUGCGACAUUUUAUGAUUCGUAUGCGUUGCCGUUUGGAAUCAGUAUUUCUUCAAUAGCAUUUUUAACCAUAAACCCAUAACCAUAAAACAGUAACCUCAUAAGAAAAUCACAUGGCGUAAGGUCCAGAAAUCUUGGUGGUUAAGUGAUUAUGGACAGUUCAUAGUAGACCCCAGAAGCUGUUUUUUAAUUACUGAUGCUUACUUAUUGUACAAUAUGUAAUAGUUUUGAAAAUAUAACUAUAUUUAAUAUCCGUUAAUUCAUUUGUGCUAAUCCUGCAGUAUUAUACAACACUAUUAUUUACGGGUUAAACCAUAAAAUUGUUUGUUGCCUUUUUAACAAAACGCAAGAUGAACCCUUGCAUCAACAGUACAAAGGCAUCAUCUUGCACUUGAUUGCACAUCAUUUUAGCUCAAUCUGUUCGGAAAUAGGGUUUAAUUAUACUCUUGAUUCAUGUUGCAAAUAAUUUGCUUGUACCUACAUUAUGUUUCCCCUUCGAAAAUUUGUUUUGAUUAUACGCAGUACAAUAAUUUUUUUCCCCUCUGAUAUUUUUAUAAUAGUUUUUUCUUUUAUAAUUUAAUAAUGUAAGUUUCUUAAAGGGCAUCUAAAGUUAUUAAAUUAAUUUAUUUUUUAGAUUUCCUAAAUUAUCUAUAUUUUUUAGUUUACUUUCUUUAUUUUUGAAGGUUCCAAUGAUCUCAAUGUUAAUAUGUUAUCCUUUAAUUCAAGUAUAAAUUUUUUGUUUGUUAUUCAUGUGAGGCGAGAAAUUUAAUUUGAACAAGAGUUCAAAAAACACAUAUUAGCGGUAACUAAAAACAUCGAAUGUUUUUAGUUACCAAUUAGGAUAGAAGUCUUAUUUAAAUAGCAUUUAAAUGAUUAAAUUUUAUUUUCCCGAAUAUUUAAAAAUAAUAAAACGACAAAUAAUAGGUAGACAAAACAAUAAGGUGAUAAAAAAAGAUAUCAAGACCAUUCACGAAAAAAUUAACUUUUAAAGUGACCAAUUUAAUUAAUAUAUCCUUUGAAUUUUAUCGAAAAAUAUUGAUUAUAAUUCAACAGUGUUUUUUUAAUGGAACAAAAAUAUAAAAUUUUCAUAUAGAUAUCUGGAUUUACAAAAUAUCAAUCAUAUAAUCUUAAGAAUGUUUUGAAAACAAUCCCAUUUCUUAUACUUUUGAGUACAAAUUUACUUGCGAUACUUAUUUUUUGCAGUAAAUGCUUUUUCAGUUUUGAAAACUUUUAAAAUAAAAUGUGUUUUUAAUGAUUUAAAAAAAACUAAACAUAUUUUCCAAUUAGGUGUAUGUUUUCAGAAUCUUUAUUAAAAAUUAAGUAAAAACCUAUUUCAAUUUUAUAUUAAAGCUAUCAAAAAACAAAAGCGUUAUUAUCUGACAAAUCACUGUAGAGAAAGUUGAGAUUAAAAAUCAUUAUAUCAUCAAAUAACAAAAACGUCAUUAUCUGACAAAUCAUUAUAAAGAAGGUCGAGAUUAAAAAUCCUCAAGACGAUUUUGAUAACUGGACGAAACUUUAAGGUAUUUCGAACAUUUGUCUUCUAACAUAACCUUGCUCCGGCAAUGAAACUGAUUUUGAUGUUUUCAGCCCUGAUUACUUCGUUAGUGAUUCAUUAGAUGUUGAGAACAUUUUUUAAAAAUUUUUCUUCCUUAAAUAAUAUUUUGUGACUCCACUAAGUAAAUUCGCAUUUUUUCUUUGUAUUUCAAAUAAGAGUCCUAUUUUGGAUGGUGAUUGCAGACAGUUCUGGCCAGUCUAAGGUCCCUCUCAAAAGCGUUUUAAGGGUCUAGAGCUCAUCCACAUUAAUGAAUCUCAAAAAGAAAAUUUUGAGUUUCUCUUGUCAUUGUCGUUUUAGUCUGACAUAUAUAGCAAAAUUUUAUCUUAUGUUACUUUCAAGUUCUGUAGAUUAUUAUCAUAUACCAAAGUACAGCAUUUUUUUAAUUUUUUCUAAUCAGUCUUGUAUUUAAUGUAAUCUUGCAUGCAAAGAAACAAAUAGUUUUAUGAUGUGUAUAGAUUCAGUGUUAAUAAGCAUUGAACCUAGUAAGAGUAAAAUUACGCAAUCAAUUUGUUACUAAAGUAGAUAAUUAUUUAAUCAUUGUAUGAAAAAUAAAUUAUUUUGCUAAUAAUAUAUGUACCGUAAGUUUUAUAAUCAUUUUUUGCACUUGCUUGUGGUUUAAAGCUUCAAAAGAAAAAAUCAUUUCUAAUUUUAAUUGCAAAUAAUAUUGUCUCGUGUAUUUUUUUAAUUGUAUAUAUAUUUUAAAAUAAGAAAAGUUAUGUUUAUAAUUGAAGAUGCAAGUGGACAAAGGAGAUAUGUAAUAUUUUAGUAAAUUUUAAUAAAGUUACUAUGCGUUAUGGAACUCAUAGUAUCAUAUGCAAAGACAAUAUGAUUUGGACACAUUUUAUUAUUCGGCAGUUUCAAUCUGAUAUUUGCAUCUUAGAUUGCAUAGAUUUCAGCGGAUGAUAGUAACAUGAAAGAUACAUGCGAAGAUACGAAAAGCUUAAAAAAAUUAUCAUGGAGCUUACUUUUGCUUUUUCAUCCACUUGCACCUUGAAUUCUGUUAGAGAAGAUUAUAAAUCAUUGAAAAGAUUGAAAUUAUUUGAUAAAACUGUUGAUAUUAAUAGCUUUACUGUUUUGUUUUUGUUAUGAAUAAAAAAAAUUUUAUACAGAAAA